Messenger RNA from Salvelinus namaycush (lake trout), 1252 nucleotides. Its product is annotated as sphingosine kinase 1-like. NCBI's taxonomy places the organism in Eukaryota, Metazoa, Chordata, Actinopteri, Salmoniformes, Salmonidae. The record is from RefSeq and is a predicted model, not a curated record. The coding region runs from base 10 to 1104 and encodes 364 amino acids. The transcript has 6 exons. Gene Ontology annotation, biological process: sphingosine biosynthetic process; negative regulation of apoptotic process; cellular response to growth factor stimulus. Gene Ontology annotation, cellular component: membrane; cytoplasm; intracellular membrane-bounded organelle.
UGCAGUGUCAUGCUACUGGUGAACCCCCACAGUGGGAAGGGCCAGGCCCUCAGCCUCUUCACCGGACACGUCCAACACAUGCUCAACGAGGCCGGUGUCCCACACACUCUGGUCAUCACUGAGCGGCAGAACCAUGCCAGGGAGUUGGUGAGAGAGGCUGACCUGUCACAGUGGGGUGCUCUAGUCAUCAUGUCCGGGGACGGACUGCUGUUUGAGGUUGUGAAUGGCCUGAUGGAGAGAGAGGACUGGGAGGAGGCCAUUCAGACCCCACUGGGCAUCCUACCAGGGGGCUCUGGUAACGCCCUGGCUGCUUCUAUACACCACUACUCUGGGGCCCAGCCGGUGUCAAGCGAGGAGCUGCUGGUCAGCUGUGGCUUCCUGCUGUGUAAGGGCCUGGUGUCUCGCAUGGACCUGGCGUCCGUCCACCUGGGCUCCAGCCCCUCCAACCCCACGCGCCUCUUCUCCUUCCUCUCGCUGGCCUGGGGCUUCGUGGCUGACGUGGACGUGGAGAGCGAGAAGUACCGCCACGUGGGCGCCGCCCGCUUCACCAUGGGGACGUUGGUCAGGUUGGCAUCUUUGAGGGUGUAUAAGGGCCGUCUGGCAUACCUGCCGGUUGACGAGGCGAAGAAUUGGGAACCCAUGUCCGCUAAUGCCACCCUAACAGGCCCGCCAGACUCUCUCCUGGUGCCCCUGGACCAGCCGGUGCCCAGCGACUGGGUGGUGGUGCCCGAGGAGGACUUUGUCCUCAUGCUGGCCAUGUACCAGUCUCACCUGGCAAAGGACCUGUAUGCCGCACCCAACUCUACACUUGAUGACGGCCUCAUCCACCUGAUAUACGUCCGAGCAGGCAUAUCGCGCACGGCCCUGCUCCGGCUCUUCCUGGCCAUGGAGAAGGGCACCCACCUGGCCAACAACUGCCCCCACCUGGUGUACACCCGGGUGCGGGCGCUGCGGCUGGAGCCCUACUCGCCAAAAGGGGUGAUCACGGUGGACGGGGAGGUGGUGGAGUAUGGGCCGGUCCAGGCCCAGGUACACGGCGGGAUAGCCACUUUGGUCGCACCGCCGGCUGGCUACCGCCCGCAGAGUCCGAGGAGGCUCCCCUAACCGACCCGGAGACCACCACGCUCGCCCCGGCCGCCUCACUGGCCGAGACGGCGCCGUCGCAGUCCAAGUUCCGGCUGAGCUCCUGCUGGGAGGCGGCGGUGGUGGAAAAGCUUAGGCCAGAGUCCUCCAGCUCUUCAUCCCCGGUGCC